This is a messenger RNA of Diutina rugosa, 1314 nucleotides long. RefSeq lists its product as uncharacterized. The transcript has a single exon. NCBI's taxonomy places the organism in Eukaryota, Fungi, Ascomycota, Pichiomycetes, Serinales, Debaryomycetaceae. The coding region runs from base 1 to 1314 and encodes 437 amino acids. The record is from RefSeq and is a predicted model, not a curated record.
AUGAAGCGGGUCCCCAGUCUCCCCCCCGACCCCCAUCUGCUGCCACGACGGCUGCCUCAGAAGUGGCCGCCCAAGGACCCCGACGCCGACGGCGACGAUACCACGGGAACCAGCACCCCGAAACGGCCCAACUCGCUGGCGUUCGAGGUCGUCGCCAGCACCCCGUUGUUCCACCUGCAACUGGUGCUGUUUCUGUCGCCGAUGGCGAAGCUAAACAACUUGCAUUUGGAGCUGGAGGUGAUUGAAGAGGGGCACGACUCCGGCGACUCGUUUGUCGCCGCCAACCAGACGAUUAACGACGAUGACGACAGUGACGACAGUAGUGACAGCUCCCGGCUGGAGAUAUUGAUUGAUACUCCACCGGUAUUCACUCGCAAACGGAUGAUGGACGACCUGGACGCGCUGAUGUUGCACCACACCCCUGCCACCAGCGCGCUGGGGGGCGAAGGGCUGUGUUACCUGCUUAAACUCUCGUUUAGCGACUCCACCCCGUGUCCUCAGCCAUUAAAAGCGAAAGGCUACGGACGCAAACGGCUUAAAUUUAAGCCUGACGAAACCCAGAGUGAACUGGAGUUCACUAUGGACCAUCAUACCCCGACUGUGUCCAAGGCUCACCGACAUCGUUUACUCAACUUACUGCAUCUGGUGAAGACGCCAGCGGGUACCAAGAUCACCGAGAUGGUCGACGAUAUCUCAAUGCUGACUCCCCGUGAAGAAUUACGUUCCAAACCGCUACAAACACCGCUAUCCCAACUGACACCCGCCAACCUGCGACCCAAUCUGCGACCAGGAAGCCACCACGGUACUCCCGAGAAAGCAGCUCCGCCUUUGUCGUCAUCAUCACGCUUUACUACUCCGGCGAUGCCGUCUACUCGUGACGUACCGCUUUCAUACCGGCUUAAACAACUGUAUCAUCGCCAAGACUAUCAGAUCGUGGGUGAGUUCCCCGUGACGCUGGCGGGGCUCAUGGACGAGUCUGAAGAAGGCGUCCACAUUGGCGACAAACGCAUUGUUGCCGAGGACUUUACUGCGGCGCUCCGCGAGAGCUUCUUAUCGCUGACUAACCUCCCCAUUCUCCCGCCAUUAUACUACACUCAAGAUACCCUUAAGGACGGAGAGCUUGCCGAAGUUUUGACAUUUGAGUCGAUCAAAGAGUUCUACGAGACCAUCGCCGGCGACGAAAUGGCAUCGCUCUUGCGGUCGGAGCGGGUGAGAUGGCACCCGGACAAGUGGGUCGGCGCCAACGUCGACCUCGACGUGGUUCAUCAUGUUUCACUGGUUGUAAACAGCUUGUACCAGCAAUUGCACGAGUAG